Molecule: messenger RNA, 808 nt
Organism: Eurytemora carolleeae
Lineage: Eukaryota; Metazoa; Arthropoda; Copepoda; Calanoida; Temoridae
Exons: 10
Coding region: 146-793 (215 amino acids)
Molecular function (GO): protein binding
Source: RefSeq, a predicted model, not a curated record
UUUCUUAGGAUUUUCUAAGUAGAAACCAGCACAUUUUAAGUCUACAUGUCCAAGGCUACAAUAAAAGAACACAUAGCGGAUUCGAAAGAUUCAAAAGAAAAAUGUUUUUAAUUCUGUGAAGUUGACUACAGAUUUCUGGUUGGAAAUGGAGGAGUUGUUACGUCAUAAUCUUGAUCACGUUCUCAUUAACAUUUUUCUAAGAUUGGAUGGUAAGAGUCUGAAGAAUGUUCAGUUAGUUAAUCACGAAUGGGACAAUUUCGUUAGAACUCGGAUUUGGAACUCCAAGAGAAACAGGAAAAUCAUCAAGGAUAAUCUCUGGUGUAACUCUACAUACUCCACUAGGCAUAUAGAAACAGGAAAAUGCAUCACAAGUUUGUCCUGUGAUAACUCUAUAUUGGUUUGUGGGUUCACCGACGGUACAGUCAAUAUUUAUCAUCUAGAUUCAGGAGAACUGAUAAUUGAAUUGAGAACUAAUUCCAGCGCAGAACAAUGUACUAGUACACAGGUUGGGUUGAGCACAAGUCUUGUUGCAGCAAUGUCAGUUGGAACCCGUUUCAAAGAUAGAACUGGAGGAAUACUGUUUAAAGUAAUAGUCUGGAACAGGGUAGACUGGAGUGAAGUGACAAGCCUUGAAUCUUCGGCUCGAACCAAAUUCUGGAUUUCAGACAAAUAUCUAGGAAUUAGGAAUGAUGAUGAUCUUGUGAUCUGGAAAGUUCGAAAGCAUAGGGAUACAUCCAUACAUAAAUACCUCUACAUUCAUCUUAAAGAGGUAACUCCCCUCCCCCCAGCAUAGAGAUACAUCCAUACA